AUGGUUUUCGUGACAGCCUACGAAGCUCUCGGCCUUGCUGGCCUCGAGCAUUCUCUGGAGUCCACAGGCGCCAAAGCCAUCUUCGUGGAUCACCAUCUCUGUCAAAAGGUGACUUCUGCAAUGACAAACAGAUCUCUUCCACGAGUUGAGGCCAUAGUCUAUAACGACCAGCCAAGUGGUACAUUUGAUGCAGGUGCUGAGUGGAUCAAAGGCUUGUUCGAACUCAAGAAGACACAACCAGGGCUUCAAAUACUCAGCUUCAGCCAGCUAUGCCAGGUUGGCCGGAGCAAGAUGAGUGAGCCUGUUCCACCUGACAGGGAGGAUCUUUGCGCCAUCUACUAUACUUCUGGGUCUACAGGAAUACCGAAAGGAGUUCCGGUGAAACACAAGGCCGUUGUAGCGGCAGUCACAGGUCUUGACUCUGUGAUCGGCGACUAUCUCUCGUCUUCCGAUUCUUUCCUCGCAUACUUACCAUUAGCUCAUGUUCUUGAAUUCGCCUUCGAAAAUAGCUGUCUCUACUGGGGUGUGAAAAUGGGCUACGGUGGUGCCCGUACGCUCUUCGACCGUAGCACUCCAUCCGGCACUCUCGAAGUGGGAGACAUGCAUGCCUUCCAACCCACCUUUAUGAUCGGUGUUCCUGCUAUCUGGGAAAGGAUUAAAAAGGCGAUUUUGUCCAACGUGGAAAAUUCAAGCUUUAUUGACAGACUUGCUUUCUGGUCGAGGCUCAAAGCAAGAGAAGUGUGGGCCGCAGCCGGAUUGGCCGGGACAUGCGGCUUCAAUGGGGUAUUAUCGUCCGCCGCCAGUGAGGUGGUUGGGCCCCGGCUGCGGUUCGCCAUGUCAGGCGGCGGGCCCGUAGCGGAAAGCACACAGAACUUCUUGACCAUGGCGAUGGCUCCUUUGGUUAACGGAUAUGGCUUAACCGAGACAAUGGCCAUGGGUGGUCUGAUGGAUCCCGGCCAAUGGCGACCAGGAUCUAUGAGCAUCCCGGCCAGUAUAGAAAUGAAACUGGUUGACUGCCCUGAUGCAGGCUACCUCACCAGUAACACUCCAUCACAGGGGGAGAUCUGGAUACGGGGCGAUAGUGUUAUGGAAGGGUACUAUGACAACGACGAUGAGUCCAAGAGUGCAGUCGCGCCUGGCGAUUGGAUCCGCACUGGCGAUAUUGGGCAGUGGGAACCCACAUGCAGCGGCGACGACUUCCAUUUCAGAAUCAUUGACCGGAAGAAGAACCUCGUCAAGACACUCAACGGAGAGUACAUCGCGCUUGAAAAGCUAGAGUCUAUCUACCGCUCUGCAAAGCUAGUGGCUAACAUCUGCAUCCACGCAUCGCCUCACCGCGCAAAGCCAACGGCUAUAGUCGUUCCUUCACCGCCAGCUUUGAAGGACCUAGCUAAGAGACAUGGUUUAGAUACCCCCUGCGAAACAUCAGCGCUUAUACGACAUCCGUUUGUCGUGCAUGGCGCCCUUCUGCAAUUGCAACAGACUGCUCAGGAGGCCGGACUUGCCUCGAUUGAGGUGGUAGAGGCUGUUGUGCUUGUUGACGAUGCAGAAUGGACUCCUCAAAAUGUUAGUGCCAUCAUUCAGAACUGA
Molecule: messenger RNA, 1590 nt
Organism: Colletotrichum tamarilloi
Lineage: Eukaryota; Fungi; Ascomycota; Sordariomycetes; Glomerellales; Glomerellaceae
Product: long-chain-fatty-acid-CoA ligase
Exons: 4
Coding region: 1-1590 (529 amino acids)
Biological process (GO): long-chain fatty-acyl-CoA metabolic process; long-chain fatty acid metabolic process
Cellular component (GO): plasma membrane; lipid droplet; endoplasmic reticulum
Molecular function (GO): long-chain fatty acid-CoA ligase activity
Source: RefSeq, a predicted model, not a curated record